Molecule: messenger RNA, 841 nt
Organism: Eufriesea mexicana
Lineage: Eukaryota; Metazoa; Arthropoda; Insecta; Hymenoptera; Apidae
Product: homeobox protein ceh-8
Exons: 3
Coding region: 119-820 (233 amino acids)
Biological process (GO): regulation of transcription by RNA polymerase II
Molecular function (GO): DNA-binding transcription factor activity, RNA polymerase II-specific; RNA polymerase II transcription regulatory region sequence-specific DNA binding
Source: RefSeq, a predicted model, not a curated record
UUGAAAAAUAAAAGACACGCUUGGUAGGACAAUAAAAACUGAUAAUUGACUUUCUCGCGAAUGAAAACUCAUUCGUGGCUGAUUUGAAAGAGGCAAAUUUGCGAAACGGCGGGAAAAGAUGAUGUGUGCAAAUUCGGAACAAGCGGAGAACAACAGCGUGAUAGUUUCACAAAUCACGAGUCCUCAUACGCCGCAGGAUUUCACGGUCUCGCGCUUACUGUCGACGCCGAUUAAUUCGUUGGAAUGCAACGAAAGUUCUACGACGGCGACGUGUAGGAGACCUAGAAGAAGUAGGACAACAUUCUCGGCGCAACAAUUAGCUGCGUUGGAAAGGGUGUUCGAAAGGACGCAUUAUCCGGACGCUUUCGUACGAGAAGAACUUGCGACACGAGUAUCUUUAUCGGAAGCCAGAGUACAGGUAUGGUUUCAAAACAGACGCGCCAAGUUUCGACGAAACGAAAGAAGCUCGGCCAUUAAUCGAGGUGUUUCCUCGAACAGAGAAGUGGAGACCACUUUACCCUUACGACCUAUCAGAAUAACGCACACGCAGGAAAACAACUCCGAGUCUCUACAGACCUCUCAAGUGGGACAAUAUCCGUACAGCGAGUACUGGCGAUCAUCGCAACAUUACACCUCUAUGCAAACUUCUACCUGUCAUGGAUUUAUCAAUGGUAAUUUAGCAAAUGUCAAUCUUCCCCCGUAUCAUCAGACAGAAAUCCACGGAGGAUUCGAAGGAUCUGCAAUGAGUAGCUUAAAUGCACUACGAUUCAGAGCGCAUCCAUACGGAACCGCGUAUUCUGCCAUGCACGCAAGCAUGUAAAUCCCCCCGCCCAACAUAGAU